Messenger RNA from Penicillium riverlandense, 729 nucleotides. RefSeq lists its product as uncharacterized. The record is from RefSeq and is a predicted model, not a curated record. Bases 1 to 729 code for a protein of 242 amino acids. The transcript has a single exon. NCBI's taxonomy places the organism in Eukaryota, Fungi, Ascomycota, Eurotiomycetes, Eurotiales, Aspergillaceae.
AUGUGCCACGGCAUAGUCUGGUACCACGCCCUGUGCCUACACCAAAACAUAUCCAAAUCCUCUCUAGUCUUCUGUCUCGACGCCCUGACAACAGGAGACGACUGCCUGCCCGCCGUCCAGGAAGUGCUCUACAUUCCUUUGGCGGGAUGGUGCUGUGUCUGCAAGCACGAGCAGUGGCGGAGAUAUCGACGAUACCGGCGGACAAAGCGGCGGCGACAGCAGGAACAUGAAGUUGCGGCGGAGGCAGAUACAAACGAAGACGGGGUUUCUCAAAUCGCGAAAAAAAGGAAGCAGUCUCAUGGGAACGACAGCCAGUGCAUGGAUGUUGACGCAGAUCAUGUCAGCCCUAAACAAGGGCGACAUCAUCGCGUUGUGGAUACACGUUGGCCAGAUGGGCACGAUGUGUCUACGGCAGAAUACGUCGAGUCAAUUCCCGCGGAAGAAGGUCAACUCGGACCAUGCCCUCCCAGAGGUCGGCCCAGACAUCGACAAUCAUGGAUUCCCGUGCCGAAGGUUCAACCUCGGAAAUCAGAGCCAGCCCCGUAUCUGGAGACCAGUGAGGACGAAAGGCAAUGCCGUCGUCGUCCGCGGCAGUCGUUGAUCCCUGUCCCGGCAGGGAAGUUCCAAAAAAGACAGCCAUCAGGGACGACGCGGCCAUUGAAAGCAAAUGAUAGUGAUAGGGAUUCCUUCGUUGAUGAUUUUGAAAUGUUCGAUCAGGAGACUUUCUGA